Pedinophyceae sp. YPF-701 is the source of this 3936-nucleotide messenger RNA. The record is from the annotation of a GenBank genome assembly. Lineage: Eukaryota; Viridiplantae; Chlorophyta; Pedinophyceae.
AUGGCGGGCCUGGCGGCCCCGGCCGCAGUCGGCCGGGCCGGGGCCACGGCGGGCUCUCUUCGCGGCCUGCUGCAGUUCAGCAGUGGGAGCGGCACCGAGGCCGAGGACGCCAAUGUAGUGGCCGCGUUCUGGGUCUACGGCGCGAUCGGGAUCUUCUGCAUCCUGGUGUUCAUCAUGAUUCACCGCCAUUUCAAGGUGUACACUGUGCGGCUGCAUCACCCGGACGUGAUGUUCCGGCCGCCGAAAAUGGGCAGGUUCGGCGCAAUUGCCACGGGAAUCUCAGGAGCCUUCGCCUGGCUCUAUCCCGUCAUCCAUGCGACAGAUGAACAGAUUCUGGAGACGGCGGGCAUGGACGCGCUCAUGCACGUCCGCAUGCUGCUCAUGUGCAUCCAUCUGUUGCUGCCAGCAACAGUGGUCGCCAUCAUCGUCCUGCUCCCGAUACACAUCACCGGGAACGGCGUCGAGGAGGCACAGGGCGACGCCAACGUCUCGCAGUUCAUGCGGUUGACCGCCUCCAACGUCUCGGAGGGCUCGGGGCUCUACUGGAUCCACGCGGCGUGCAUGUACGGGUUCAUUGCCUACGCCUGCUGGCUCCUCCCGAAACACUUCAGGUCGUUCACCGCGCUGCGCCACGCGCACUUCAUGCACGGGGACCGGUGGGAGAAGACGCUCGGCGCGGGCGGCAAGGAGAGCAACGUCAGCAAGCGGCGCCUCAAGGACUGGCAGCUCCACCCGAUGCUGCAGCUGGUCCGGCCCGACCUCAUCGGCGCCCGCCGGAAGCCCAGGAUCCUCGAGAACGACGAGGUCGCGCAGGCCGGCCUCUCGCUCAUCGCGUUUCUGUCGCGCGCGCGCUACGCCAGGAAGCAGGCCGUGGAGGCCGUGACCGGGCCGGUCUCCGUCCCCGGGCACUCGGUGUCGAAGGACGCGAUCCGCCGGUUCGCGGCGGCCUUCACGACGAAGCGGGGCGCCAAGGGGCACAAGCGUGGCAAGUCCCUCGUGCCUUUCGAGCAGGGGCUGUUGGCUGUGCAGCAGGGUAUGACGGCGCCUUCCGACGGGCGCGGGGCGAAGUCCUUCACGCCGGAGCGCAAGAGCGGCCUGGGUCGCCGCGGGCACACGCGGCACCAAUCUUAUGUCGUGGAGCGGUCCGCGGAGUCGGAGAGCGCGAAGUCGCUGGCGGUGAACAUGAUCAUCAACCCCGGCGCGAUCGACGUUGGCGAGCUGGCGCGGCCCGUCGGCAUGGGCCUCGACGGAUACUCGAUGCACGGCUCCGAUAUGGCGAGCGUCGCCGGGGACAAGCCCUUGGACGCUUCCAGGGUUGGCGCCUCGGCCGGCGUGGGGCACACUCCUCAGCUGGACGAGGAGAAGGUCGUGGCGUCGUUCGCGGAGAAUGGAACGCCGCGCGAGGAGAGGGUGGGCACGGAGGCGGGGGCGAGCUCCGCGCAGGAGGCGCGCACGGAGCCGGCAGUCAGCAAGCAGUCGAACGAGGACGCGGGUGUGGGCGCGAUGCGCGAGCUCGGGCUGGCGGCAAGCAGCCCGGCGCCUCGUCGCGAGGGAGCGCCGCACCUGACGAUCCCGGCGGACCAAGGCAUGACGGACACCCCGCCCGAUGCUUCCGAGGCCGGCGGGCUGCUGUCACCGAGCGACGUGCAGCGCUGGCAGCGCGGCGCUGUGCAGCUCGACGUGCCGGGGUUCCGCGCGUCCAACUUCGAAGAGAAGAAGCUCGGUUUCUGGGGCUUCAAGAAGCAGCCGAACCAGGUCCAGCAAGACCAAGCCGAGCUCGAGGGCCGCCCCGCCCGCCCACUGUGGCGCAUCCCCUCGGUGCGCCAAAUGUCGGUCUUCGCACUCCCCGGCAGCGACGCCAACGGCAACGACAUCCUGGUGCGCGCCAUGCACUACGCUGUCCUCGUCACGGACGUCCCGGACAUCCCCUCGAAGGACGUGUUGCGCACCGCCGCGUGGGGCAAGAAGGUCGGGAAGAACUUCGCGUCGCGGGCGCACAGGAUCGAGCGGCGCGCGUCCGGGGGCGUGCCUACGACGAAGCCGGACGCGGGGGACGUCGAGGAGGGCCGCUCGGGCGCGGCCAACGGCGUGGACGCGCAGGACGUGAAGCCACGGCUGACGGGGGACGGGGAGUCCCCGCGGGUGACGCCCCGCGCGGUGUCCGAGUCGGGCUGGUCGAUGGACGGCAGCGUGUCGGAGCUGGGGCCAAGCGACCCUGCGGAGCUGGCGUUCAGGCGUGCGCUCCAGCUUGGGUACGACAAGACCGUGAUUGCCGACUCGGGCGACAUGGUCCACCGAGUGUUUUCUGAGCUCUUCCCGCAGGAGUACGUGUGCACCGUCCCGGUCCGGUGCCACCAGCAGGUUGACGAGAUGCUCAUGGAGUGGGACCGCACGUGUGGGCAGCUGGACCGGGUGAUCGCCCGCAAGCGCCUCAUGGGGCGCCACGACGCGGUCAUCACCGGCCGCGGCGGCUGCGCGACCUGCGGCUGCCAGCCCGGCCGGUGCCUGCCCAAGGAGGACCCGGACGAGGCGUGCUGCUCGUGCGCGGCCGGCGAGGUCCACGACGACGCCGAGCAGUUCUACCGGCAGCGCCUGCGCGCGAUCGAGGGCGAGAUCCGCAAGGCCAAGCACGAGGCGCUCACCUCGAAGCCGACGCAGGCGCGCUUCGUCAUCUUCCGGAACCAGCAGGCGGCGACGAUGGCGUCGCAGGCCGUGAUGCACCACGAGGACGGCCGGCUGAUGACGAUGCAGCCCGCGCCGUCGCCCGAGGACGUGAACUGGCAGUCGCUCUGGGCCACGCCGCGCCAGCGCUACUGGCGCUGGCUGCUCACGCGCCCGCUGCUGUUCUUGCUCGCGGCCGCGCCCGUCGGCCUCGUCGCCGGUGCCGCCGCGGAGCUCGACACCGCAGUCUGCUCGGACCCGGGCAACUGGGCGUACGUCCCCGGGUACUGCAGCUCGCAGGACUCGAUGCUGCGCAACGUGUUCACCGCGGUCGUGCCCGCGCUGCUCGUCGUGCUGUACCAGUCCUGGAUCCUCCCCAACACCGUGUACUACCUCACGAUGAUCCAGUGCACCUCCGUCAGCCUCUCGGGCGUCGACCGCCGCAUCCUCAGCUUCAACUUCUACUGGGGGAUCUUCAACGUCUUCGUGGGGGGACUCCUCGGCUCGACCAUCCUCCAGCAGGUCGAGCGCCUCGUCGAGGACCCGGGGCGCAUCGUCACGCUCGCCGGCACUGCGCUCCCCGCCAGCAGCAACUUCUUCCUGUCCUUCAUCGCCAUGCGCAGCCUCCUGCUCGUGCCGCUGAGCCUCCCGCUCCCCGUCAUGGGACUCAUCGGGUACUUCUUCUGCGGGUGCGGCCGGCCGGUGUUCUGGGGCUGGUGCGGUCCGCUGACCGCGCGCGACCGGCAGCGGAAGGAGAAGCCGCGCACGUGUCGCUACGGGUGGCAGCUGGGCAUCCACUUGCUGGUGCUGCUCGUGGCGUGCGUGUACGCCAUCCCCUCGCCGAUCGUGCUGCCCUUCUGCCUCCUCUACUUCGUCCUCAAGUGGAUGAUCACCCGGUACCACGUCCUGUACUACUACCUCCGCGCGUACGAGAGCGGCGGCGCGUACUGGCCCUACCUCAUGUCGCGCGUCAUGAUCAUCAUGGGCGUCGCCAUCGGGUUCCUCUCCGCCGUCCUCGUCACCAGCCGCGCCUACAUCCCCGCCGCGCUCCUCUGGCCCCUCGUCGCCGUCCUCUACAACCGCCACCGCCAAAUCGCUCGCAGGGUCGGGCACAGCGCGCAGCACAUGCCGCUGGCGACGGCGUCUGCGGCGCCCCCCGCGCUCAUCGACCCGCAGCUGUACCUGCCGCCGCCGCUGCGAGCCGGGGCGCGCGGGUGGCACCCUGAGUCCGGCAAGGCGUGGCUCGGGUACAACCGGCCGAAGUUCACGUACUAG